Messenger RNA from Tilletiaria anomala UBC 951, 1086 nucleotides. RefSeq names its product sterol desaturase. Lineage: Eukaryota; Fungi; Basidiomycota; Exobasidiomycetes; Georgefischeriales; Tilletiariaceae. The transcript has 5 exons. Gene Ontology annotation, molecular function: iron ion binding; C-4 methylsterol oxidase activity. The record is from RefSeq and is a predicted model, not a curated record. Gene Ontology annotation, biological process: sterol biosynthetic process. Bases 1 to 1086 code for a protein of 361 amino acids.
AUGACGGCGCAGCAGCACGACGAGCUCGUCCGCUCGCAAGUUACCGAGUCGAACCGGCGCUUCAGCACAGGUUCCGGCGGGCGCAAGCCGCCGGUGGAUCCCGCAACGGGAAAGCUCAUUCCACGCUCGAGCUGGUGGGGCUUCGACCGGGUCGCGUGGAGCAAUACCAAGGCCAUGUCGCUCACGUUCGACAUCUGCGCGGUCUCGUGCUUCCUCGUGUUCAACGCGUCUCAAAUCGGCAGAGACUUCUACCACUGGCUCAACGCCAACUACACGCCGUUCCAGAUUGAUUUCUACUGGACCUUCGGCAUCACCACCGUCCUGUACUGGGCCUUCGCCGUGCUGUACGCCGUUGUCGACUUGACAUCGUGGCCUGCCGCGGUGUUCCAGUACAAGGUGCAGCCGUUCCAGCGUGUGGGCUUCAAGGAGUACGGGAAGAUUGCCGUCCGAGUCCUGUGGAACCAGGCGCUUGUCACGCUCCCGCUUGCUUACUUCAAGGCCAGGCUGAAACCGAGCGACGCGCGCGUCGAGACGCUCCCCGGUCCACUGACGUCGAUCGCCGUCAUCAUCUUCAACAUUCUCUGCACCGAGAUCGGCUUCUUCUACGUGCACCGCUUCCUACACUCUCCGGGGUAUUACCAAAAAUAUCACAAGCAGCACCACGAGUACACCGCCCCCGUCGGGCUAGCAGCUACGUACUGCACAGCAGUCGAGCAUCUAUUCUCUAACCUGCUUCCCAACACCAUCGGCACAACGAUCACGCAAUGCCACUGGAGCCUGACCAUGUUUACGUUCUGCUUUUUGGAGAUUGAGACGAUCAUGGCGCAUAGCGGCUACAACUUGCCGUUCACGCACUCUUCCCUUAAUCACGACUUCCAUCACUUUGCCUUCAACGAGAACUUCGGCCCCAUCGGCCUGCUGGACGGCUGGUACGGCACGAAUAAAAAGUUCAUUCGUGCGCUCGAAGAUGCCAAGGUCCGACACAGAGGGGACGAGGGCAAGGCGCGCGCCGAGCUGCUGAGCAAGAUCGCCGAGGCAGACCUGGCGGCUGCCAACCAAGGGAGAGAGGCGAAGAAGGACUGGUGA